Messenger RNA from Sphenostylis stenocarpa, 1347 nucleotides. Lineage: Eukaryota; Viridiplantae; Streptophyta; Magnoliopsida; Fabales; Fabaceae. The record is from the annotation of a GenBank genome assembly.
AUGAAGGAAGCUAGGGUUGAAGUGCAUGACAACGUGCAGAUUUUGGAAAAGAUGAAGCAGCUGUUGUUAUUCAUUGAGCGAAAUUUAGAAGAGAAGGUAGUGAAGUGCAUCACAUUCUGCAAGACCGUGUAUCCCGAUAUCAUUCGAUUAUGCUUUUUCUCUGAACCUGAUGCUCCAGUGAUGGGAAAUGGUUCCUUUAAGUCCUCAACGUUAGUUCCAGGGUAUGUAACUGGAUCUGUGUUGGUGGGAUCAAUAUCAUAUGGGAAACUAUCAUUUGCUGGUCAACAUGAUGGUAAAAAUCCAGAAAAGCAUCCUGUGUCACACCGGGUUUCUUAUAUCAUUCCCCCAAAUAAGGUCGAUGAGGACAAGGGAAAAAAUUCUUCCUUAUUUUCCAAGAAGACAGUUUCUGAACGCUUAGAACAAGAGGUACGAGAUGCAAAAGUAAAAGUGUUAGGGGGUCUAAACCAAGGAAGCGAAGAAGAGUGCUUAGAAUGGAAGGAGUUGUCUGCCUCGCUCAAAACUGAAUAUCCAAAGUACACACCAUUACUUGCGAAGAUUUUAGAAGGUUUAGUUUCUAGAAGUUAUAUCAAAGACAAAUUUCUUCAUCAUGAAGAGAUAAUUGAUGCAGCAAAUGAGGUUAUUGACAGUAUUGAUAGAGAAGAGUUAGCAAAGUUUUUUUCACUAAAAAAUGAUCCAGAAGAUGAGGAAGCAGAGAAAAUCAAGAAAAAGAUGGACUCAACCCGCGAUCAGUUGGCAGAGGCACUUAACCAAAAGGGGCUUGCACUGGCAGAAAUUGUGUCUUUAAAGGAGGUAGAUGAGUCCUUGGCUUCGGUUGCAACAGAAGGUGCAAAACAAGACGUUGAGAAAACUGAUGAGCAAUCCAAGGAUGAGGGCGUUCAUCCAGACUUGUUUAAAGAGAACUUCAAUGAACUGAAGAAAUGGGUUGAUGUCAAGUGCACAAAAUAUGGAAUCCUCUUGGUGACAAACGAGAGGCGUAAUCAAAGGCUUGGGACAGCAUUGAAGAUUCCAAUGUUCAUCUCCCUCCCAAAAAGGGAUUGCAACAAGCAUAUUUUUGAGUUGCGCAAUUUUGGUGAAAUAGUAGUGCUAUCUGUUCCGGUGGAUGCCUGGUAUCUGUAUAUGGUUGAAGAUAAUCAUGGCACCACUGCCGAAGUGGUUCUGAAUGACAUCAUUCAAGAUGAUCCCGAGUCUGCCAAGAAGAAAUUCUAUGAACUAAAGCUCUCUUUGCUUGAGGAAAUUGGAUGGAGUCAUUUUUGUACAUAUGAGAGGGAAUGGAUGCUGGUUAAAGAAAAUCCGAGCCAAGAGCCUAGAAGGAGAGUUCUAUUCUAA